AUGCCAAUAUAUGUACGAAUUGGUAUGCAUCUUCUGUUUGCCACCAUGUUGGAUCGUAAAUUACUCCAAACACACAAGAUCCAUCAUCUAUUCUCAGCCGAGUCGGUGAAGCAAGGGAAACAUUUUGAUGCAUCAGAAUCAGUAGCCCAAAUCGAGCAUUUCAUCAAGACUUAUAAAUUGGAUCUAUCGGAGCUUCUGCAGCCCGAUCUCAAGCAGUAUAAAUCGUUCAACGAAUUCUUUUAUCGUAAACUACGGCCGGAUGCACGUCCUAUCCAUUUCGUAGACAAUCCUAAUAUUAUCGUGUCGAGUGCGGAUUGUCGUCUUUGCGUGUUCGAGUCCAUUAGUGCUGCGACGCAAGUUUGGAUCAAGGGCAAACUAUUUUCGAUCAAAGAGCUUCUCAAGGAUGAAAUUCUAGCUUCGAAAUAUGAAGGUGGAUCCAUUGCGCUGUUUCGUCUGGCACCACAGGAUUAUCACCGAUUCCAUUCUCCUGUCACAGGUACGAUUGUCAAAGAGCCCUUCAAGAUUGCUGGGACUUAUUAUACUGUGAAUCCUAUGGCAGUCAAUUCAGACAUCAAUGUCUUUACUGAGAACGUACGCCAGGUCACCUUGAUUGAUCUCGAGCAAGAAGAGGGAAAGGAUGAAGAUGAAGGUAGCAAUAAUAGCAACAGCACGAACACUGGUGGUAGAAAUGCUCAAUUUGACCAAUGUGUCUUUGUCUCCAUCGGGGCUUUACUUGUUGGAUCUGUUCAAUUGACAGGCGCAAAGGAGCCGGGUAACAGGGUUCGCAAAGGUGAUGAGCUAGGCUUCUUUGCAUAUGGUGGAUCUACUUGUAUAUUACUUUUCAAGGCAGGGGCUGUACAGUUUGAUCAGGACUUGGUUGCUAGCUCACUAAAAGGCAUUGAAACCCUUGUGCGGAUGGGCGAAUGUAUUGGUGAGCGGAAGUAA
Molecule: messenger RNA, 945 nt
Organism: Lobosporangium transversale
Lineage: Eukaryota; Fungi; Mortierellomycota; Mortierellomycetes; Mortierellales; Mortierellaceae
Product: phosphatidylserine decarboxylase-domain-containing protein
Exons: 4
Coding region: 1-945 (314 amino acids)
Biological process (GO): phospholipid biosynthetic process
Molecular function (GO): phosphatidylserine decarboxylase activity
Source: RefSeq, a predicted model, not a curated record